Molecule: messenger RNA, 2261 nt
Organism: Brachypodium distachyon (stiff brome)
Lineage: Eukaryota; Viridiplantae; Streptophyta; Magnoliopsida; Poales; Poaceae
Product: VAN3-binding protein
Exons: 11
Coding region: 283-1863 (526 amino acids)
Biological process (GO): auxin-activated signaling pathway; phloem or xylem histogenesis; leaf vascular tissue pattern formation
Source: RefSeq, a predicted model, not a curated record
UCAAGAAACGAAAUCAAGCUGCUGCUAUGCCCGUUGGCUUGCGAUCUCAUCUCCAUGCCCGCUCUGCUAAACUGAAACUCUUCUUCCUGUCGAUCGGCUCAGCACAAGAAACGGAACAUUCUCAGCAGGCACCACAGACCAGGUGUCAUAACAUCAGUGCAUAGGGCUUCCUAGUAAGGUAAGUCUUUCUUCUAUCAAGUGCUUGUCUUCAGCAUAAGCUUCACGGUGCUUACUGCUACUCUAGUUCUCCCCCUUGAAGUGCCUAUCUUCAGGCUAAGCUUGAUGGUGCUUACUGCUACUCUAGUUCUCCCCCUUGAAGUGCCUACCUUCAUGGCGGUAAACUGGUUUAUGCAGCAGAAAAUGGAGCAUUUCAGGAGAGGAGUGGAGUUUGGGAUGGCCUCCUUCCAGAGAUGCCAUUCCUUGUCCUGUCAAAUGGCAGAGAGCAUGCAGAUCGACGCGCAGAAGGUGGCGAGCAUCCGUCGCACGGAUAAGUCGUCGUCACGGGGUACGAAAUGCGCAGAGAUGCCGGUGAUCCCUGAACAAGCAAUGGAGUUCCUCUCUCGGACAUGGAGCCCCUCCUCCUCGGAUCUGUUCCAGAUACUCUCCCCCAGUUGCCUAGGAACAUCACCGGAAGACCGUCAGGAAGGCGAGGGGAAGGAAGAUGAAGACGGAGAGGAAGAUCUUGGCACGGUCCCAUUCGACGGAGACAAAGGCCAAUUGUUCAAUCAGACUCAGACAUGGAGAGUUUUAGCCAGCGGGAAGCCGAGCUCCAGGCAGCAGGGCAAGCAUAGGCUCCACCAGCCUACUUGGUGCCUAGGAGCAUCACUGGAAGACCGUCAGGAAGCCAAGGGGAAGGAAGACGAAGGCGAAAACGAAGAUGGAAAGGAAGAUCUUGGCACGGUCCCAUUCGACGGAGACGAAGGCCAAUUGUUCAAUCAGACUCAGACAUGGAGAGUUUUGGCCAGUGGGAAGCCGGGCUCCAAGAAGCAGGGCAAGCAUAGGCUCCACCAGCCUACUUGGCUGAACGUGGGGCAGCUGAGCGCGGUCCUGCGCGGCUACUUCCUGGACAGCAUCGUCUCCGUCGCCGGCAGCCAGCGGCGGCGCCGACGCCGCCGCGACGAGCUCCGGCUCCACUCGGCGCAGGCGCACGCGGCCGUCUCGGUGGCGCAGCUCGCCGCGGCCAUCGCCGGCAUCGUGUCGUCGGAGCCGCGGGAGGACAGCAAGAAGCUGGGCGCGGUGCUGGCGUCCGCGGCGGCGCUGGUGGCGACGGUGUGCGCGGAGGCGGCGGAGCGCGCCGGCGCCGGCGGGCCACGCGUGGCCUCCGCCGUGAGGGCGGGGCUCGAGACCAGCCGCCAUUCCCCCGCCGAGCUCCUCACGCUCACCGCGGCGGCCGCCACGUGCCUCCGUGGCGCGGCCGCGCUCAGGCUCAGGGGCGCCGCCGCCGCGGACGUCGACAGAGGGAUCGGAAGCGCUGGAGGCGAUGACGAUGCCUUGGCCGUGAGCAUCAGUGCCGGCGUCCAGAAAGGCGUCGCUCUCAGGGUCUGCCUGCCUUGCGGGAGGGUGCGGGUGAGGACGGUGGCCGUCUUCCCCCAGCGCGGCGGCAGAACGGUGGCGUUGAGGCUAGGGAAGAAGCGCCUCCGGGGCGCCUUCGCCACCUACGACGACCAUGAGGUCCUCGGGGUGUCGUCUUCGUCCUCGCCGGGAGAGACGGUGGCGGUGGUCGACGGCCGGAGGUGCUUCGCGGUGGCGCUGACCACGUCGGCAGGGACGGUGAGGCUGCUGCUGGAAGACCAGACGCACUGGAAGAUCUGGAAGGCCGCCAUAGAGGGCAUGCUGGCCGACGCAAAGCUCAAGCAUGUGUGAAGCCAGUUAAUGAGAUGAUUCUCUGCUUGAUGUAAAAUUAUGUGACAAGCCCUUGAGCCACAUUGCAUUAGAGUAUAAUCGAUAAUAAAUCAAGGUUUUGGCUCUUCUCCAUCUGUUAAACAUGCAUUUCUCCCCCUCCAGAAGUCCAGAUUGGACUGAUGGUGGCACCGAUUCCUCUAUAGCAGAACAGAUUAAAUGCAUUUAACUCACGGAUGAUUGAAUAAUCAAUUUUAGAUGGUAAAAGGUACGAGCAAAAACAUCCAAACUAUAUAGCAUUAAGCAUCUGAAAAUAUAGGGGUGAAAAAUGAGAUUGUUCAUCCAAACUUCUAAGCUACAGGAAGAUAUUUCAUGCGCUACAGUGUGGAUGAGCGUCACAGCAAAAACACACAGGUUGCUCG